Messenger RNA from Thermochaetoides thermophila DSM 1495, 1161 nucleotides. RefSeq lists its product as uncharacterized. Gene Ontology annotation, cellular component: nucleus; cytoplasm. The transcript has 4 exons. Gene Ontology annotation, molecular function: magnesium ion binding; inorganic diphosphate phosphatase activity. NCBI's taxonomy places the organism in Eukaryota, Fungi, Ascomycota, Sordariomycetes, Sordariales, Chaetomiaceae. The coding region runs from base 1 to 1161 and encodes 386 amino acids. The record is from RefSeq and is a predicted model, not a curated record. Gene Ontology annotation, biological process: phosphate-containing compound metabolic process.
AUGCCACAAUCGAGUCUCUGCCCCGGCCAAUCACAAAGCCGCCCGCUGGCGUCACUGGCGAGCCCCACCUCGAGCCUGAGCUAUCCUGCUGCUGGAGCCCCUCCCCCUCGCUUCCCGUCUGUUGCUACCGCUGCUGCUUCCUCCAUCUCUACCUCUGCCUCUGCUGCAAAUCCCGCUCGUGCCCAGCUGCGGACAGCUUCGUCGCGGAGUGCCCAGAUCGCGAGACACCUGUCGUCAUCAUCGUUGUCACAGACACAGCCGGCUAGGAGCUACAACACCGACACCAAGAUGUCGUCCCCCUACACCAUCCGCAAGGUUGGCCAGCCCAACACCAUCGACCACCGUGUCUACAUCGAGAAGGAUGGCGUUCCCAUCUCGCCCUUCCACGACAUUCCCCUCUAUGCUAACCCUGAGGGCACCAUCCUCAACAUGAUUGUUGAGAUCCCUCGCUGGACUAAUGCCAAGCUCGAGAUCUCCAAGGACGAGCUCCUCAACCCCAUUAAGCAGGACACCAAGAAGGGCAAGCUCCGCUACGUCCGCAAUUGCUUCCCGCACAAGGGCUACCUCUGGAACUAUGGUGCAUUCCCCCAGACCUGGGAGGACCCCAACUCCAUCCACCCCGAGACCAAGGCCAAGGGCGACAACGACCCGCUUGAUGUCUGCGAGAUCGGUGAGCUCGUCGGCUACACCGGCCAGGUCAAGCAGGUCAAGGUCUUGGGCGUGAUGGCCCUUCUCGACGAGGAGGAGACCGACUGGAAAGUCAUCGUCAUUGACGUCAACGACCCCCUUGCUCCCAAGCUCAACGACGUUGAGGAUGUCGAGCGCCACCUGCCUGGUCUACUCCGUGCCACCAACGAGUGGUUCCGUAUCUACAAGAUCCCUGAUGGCAAGCCCGAGAACCAGUUUGCCUUCACUGGCGAAUGCAAGAAUAAAAAGUACGCCAUGGAUGUCAUCCGUGAGUGCAAUGAGGCUUGGGAGCGCCUAAUCACUGGCAAGACCCCCGCUGGCAACAUCUCUACUGCCAACUUGACUGUUGCCCACUCGGCCAGCCGUAUUUCUUCUGAGCAGCUGCCGCCUCUUCCUCAGAACCAGGAGCUUCCUCCUGCCCCGAUUGACCCCUCCAUCGACAAGUGGUUCUUCAUCAGCGGUGCUGCCGCUUAA